Molecule: messenger RNA, 4349 nt
Organism: Conger conger (European conger)
Lineage: Eukaryota; Metazoa; Chordata; Actinopteri; Anguilliformes; Congridae
Gene: dis3l
Product: DIS3 like exosome 3'-5' exoribonuclease
Exons: 17
Coding region: 122-3316 (1064 amino acids)
Biological process (GO): rRNA catabolic process
Cellular component (GO): cytoplasmic exosome (RNase complex)
Molecular function (GO): RNA binding; 3'-5'-RNA exonuclease activity
Source: RefSeq, a predicted model, not a curated record
CCUGGUCAAGGGGGUGGACGUGUUUUCUUCUGUCAUGUUUACUUGUUGAAUUGGUUGUCUUACAAACAAUAACAUGACUUUAUUGGAAUUUCAUUUUGUAUAAUUUUACACAACAACGAAAAUGAUUAAGACCGAAAAGAUUCUGCACCUCAAGAGUUCGCGUGGCCGGAAGGUUCGGGUAGUGCGAGAGCACUAUUUGAGAGAACACAUACCAUGUUUCAGCGCUCUCUGUCAAGGGGAUUGCGCCAACGAAGGGAAGAUCCUGUCGGAAGAUCUGACGCACUACGUCGUGCCUGAUGCAGGAGUUGUCCGGGACUUCCUGGAGGUCUUGGAGUUCAGGGAGUUGCGGGGGGUUGUGUUCACGCAGACGGCCUGCCAGGCAGUGCAGCAUAGUCGCGGACGCAGGCAGUAUAACCGGCUGCGCAGUCUGCUGAAGGACCCUCGGCACGAGUGCGUGCUCUUCUGCAAUGAGUUCCAGCAGUACGCCUACUGCCCCAGGGAGAAGGGCGAGGCCCAGGACAAGUGGCAGACCAGGUGUGUGUAUCAUGCAGCUGUGUGGUACUUUGACCACCUCGCCGGGCUGAAGCCAGUUGUGAUGAUUACCGAGGACGCUGCAGCUGUUGGAGAGUACAGCAGCCUGAAUGCUGGGGUCUAUGUCAUCUCCACCCAGGACUACCUGCAGAGUUUCUGGCCGGACCUGCAGGCUGCGCGGGAGCUGCACGGCUCCAUCUCUCAGGCGCUGCAGGAGCGGGAGAGUGAGGGCCAGGAGCGGCAGUACACUGAGCACCUCCCCCUGGAGGUGCUGGAGGCAGGCAUCAAAUCGGGCCGCUACGUCCAGGGCACCCUCAAUGUGAACAAGCACAGAGCACAGCUUGAAGCCUUUGUUCGGGUUGAGGGCUCGACAAACAAGUGCACAGAGCUGAACAGCGAUGUGCUGGUGUGUGGCGGUAAGCUGCGGAAUCGCGCGGUGCACGGGGACGUGGUGGUGGUGGAGCUGCUGCCGAAGGGGGACUGGCGCGGGCGCAACACGGCGUUAACGGAGGGCGAGGCCGAGGACCGGACGGGGGAGGAGCCUCAGAGCCUGCCCAUGCCCACUGGCAGGGUGGUGGGGAUCCUGCAGCGUAAUUGGCGGGAUUACGUGGUGACGUUUCCGCUGUGGGAGGAGGUGCAGUCUCAGAGCCACGGCUCCCAGCGCAUCCUGGUCACGCCCUGGGACUACCGCCUGCCCAGGAUACGCAUCAGCACGCAACAGGCCGAGACCCUGCAGGGUCACAGAGCCAUCGUGAGGCUGGACUCCUGGGAGAGCACGUCUCUCUACCCAAACGGACAUUUUGUGAGGGUGCUGGGCAGGGCCGGAGAGCUGGAGACCGAGGUCCACACAAUCCUCACAGAGAACAGCAUCCACGUAGCACCCUUCUCCGAAGCACAGUUGCGGGAGAUGCCGGUGAACUCCGCGGAGAGCCCCUGGCAGGUGGAGGCGGAGCAGGCGGAGGUGAGGAGGGACCUGAGGGAGUCUCACCUGGUGUUCAGCAUCGACCCCAAAGGCUGCGAGGACGUGGAUGACACCCUGUCCGUGCGCAGGCUGCCCGGCGCCGAGCUGCUGGAGCUGGGCGUGCACAUCGCCGACGUCACGCACUUCAUCAGCGAGGGCUCGCUGACUGACCUGGAGGCCCGGGCCAGGUCCACCACGUACUACCUGGCUGACCGACGCUACGACAUGCUGCCUGCAGUGCUGAGUGCUGACCUCUGCUCUCUGCUGGGUGGCGUGGACAGGUAUGCCAUGAGCGUGCUGUGGCAGCUGGACGCUCGCUCCCUGUCGGUGCAGAAGGUGUGGUUCGGCCGCACGCUCAUCCGCUCCUCGUACCAGCUGCACUACGAGCUGGCGCAGAGCCUGCUGAACGGAGACCAGGGGGCCGAGCCUCUGGAACUUUCCCAGCUGGACGCGGCUGAGAAGGGCCGGAGGCUGGAGGAGCUGCGGGAGGCGCUGCGCCUCCUCACGCACGUGGCCCGGCUCCUCCGCGCGGGGCGGGACGAGGGCGGGGCCCUGGAGCUGGAGGGCGUGGAGGUGCGGGCUCAGGUGGAUGCCGACGGGAACAUCUCGGCCCUGGUGCCCCGGCAGCCGCUGGAGGUCCACGAGACGGUGGCGGAGUGCAUGAUCUACGCCAACCACUGGGUGGCGCGCAAGAUCCAGGAGAGCUUCCCACACCAGGCCCUGCUGCGACACCACCCUGCCCCACGGCAGGAGUUCUUCUCCCAGCUGGUCGACAGCGCCAAGGCCCUGGGCUUCAGCAUCGACACAAGGUCCAAUAAGGUUCUGGCGGACUCUCUGGACCAGGCCAUGGACCCCAAGGACCCGCUGGUGAACCGGCUGCUGCGAAUGAUGGCCACGCAGGCCAUGUCCAACGCCCUGUACUUCUCCACUGGAGCGUACCCCGUGGACCAGUAUGAGCACUACGGUCUGGCUCUCGACAGAUACACCCACUUCACCUCCCCGAUCCGUCGCUACGCCGACGUCAUUGUGCACCGCCUGCUCACUGCCGCCAUUCAGAAGGAGAAAGGGGUGGAGCUAAAGGAGCCCCCAGCCAAUAACAAGGAGCUGGAGGCACUUGCACACCAUAUCAAUGACAAGAACAGGGCAGCGCAGCAGGCCCAGAAGCAGUCCACAGAGCUCUUCCAGUGCCUGUACUUCAAAGACAAGGACCCCCACAGCGAUGAGCGCUGCGUGGCCAACGCCGUCGUCUACGCUGUCCGAGCCAACGGCCUGCUGGUCUUCAUCCCCCAGUACGGGGUUAAAGGUGCAGUGUACCUGAAGAACAGAGAGGGUCAGGUGGUGAGUGUGAAGCAGGACGGGAGCUGUGAGUGGCAGUCUGGCUCACUGCAGAGACACUCCGACCGGAUCAGCACCACUACUGCUGCAGGCACACACACCUUCUGCCUGUUUCAGCACAUUACUGUGCGGAUCUCCGUGCAGUCGUCACGGUGCCACGGCGACCGGCUGUGGCUGGAAGCCAUCAGCAGCCGGCCGCACCGGGCCCCGACCAACCAGAGCGAGGGAGCGGGGCAGGGGGCGGGGCACGGCCGGGCCGAGCUGGUGCAGGAGGUGGUGCGCUGGGCGGAGGAGGCGUCGCAGAAGGAGGCCGAAGGCCGGGCCGCGGCCCCGAAGCUCUCCCGGGAGGAGAGGGAGUUCCGGCAGACCCGCGCGCCCAACCUGUACACACUCCUGCAGGAGGUGCAGGAGCUGGCGCUGGCCGACGUGCCCUCCUGCCAAAGCACCGCCCCUUCAGUGGAGCCGCCGGCCUGCACUGCAUCCGGCUGACUGGGGACGGAGGGCUGAGGCUCCCUGCCCAACGGCGUCAGACUUCAUCGUCAACUUGCUGAGUUUAACCAGUCGAGGCCUUUUGGAUUCGCAGAGCAAGUUGUUUCGGUUGGUCCGUACAGUAUGAGCCAGUGACUGCGUAGCACUGCCUGUUCGCAGAGGCUGAUGGGAAAGCACCGUGUCCAGGAAGUGAAAGACAUUUCACAGAGCUGCAUCACAGACAGUAUUAAAGAAGCAUUUUGUUCAAACUGGGGGGUCACCCAUUGACAAAUAGCUAUGGCUUUUUUUAUCUAUCAACAAGUACUGUUUUUACAGAAAGUAUAUUUUUGUAAGCUUAUAGAAUAUUCUAGACAGUAUUGUCCUGGGUUUUUAGAAACCAUAGGCUCUUGUGGCGAAUGGUAUGUUACGGCGCAGGUCUGGCCUGUAGUGGCAGGUGCUCCAGCCUCUGCCUCGGUUCCGCUGUCAGCCGGUGUGACCGGGAGCCCACAGUGACGGGACACGGCUCCCCCAGGUGCAGGGUAAGCUCAAACAGGCCAGGGUUCUGCCAUGUUCGCUAAUCUGUACAACGGGCCGGGAAAACUCUGAACAGCUGUCGGGUGACACCACUCCCUGUGGCUGCUUGACUGUGUUGACUGUAGGUGUAACAGAGUCACUGCCUUGUUGGAGUUAAGCUGCAUCUGGUCGUUGUGUCUGGCUCAGACCUGGGUCAAAUUGGUAAUUGUUUUGGAUUCAAAUACUGUUCUAAGCUUGUCUGGUGUAUUGGAACCUAUUACAUACUGUCAAAAAGUACAACCCCACCUUCUGGUCCUCUCGGUGGGCUUAAUUGCACCAGGCAAGAAAAGUAUUUGAAUACAAAACAAUUACGUAUUUGACCCAGGUCUGGUGUGGGUGCGGAUUAAACAAAAGGUGGUGGGGGGUUGAAUUUAAAAAAAUAAAAAUAAAAGGGUUUUGAUAUCUGGAGAUGUGAUGGUAGCCUGAGCUGUGAAGUGCAGUUUUUGCAGUCUUAUGUGAAGUAAAGUCUGCUAUAAACACA